Molecule: messenger RNA, 477 nt
Organism: Lachancea sp. 'fantastica'
Lineage: Eukaryota; Fungi; Ascomycota; Saccharomycetes; Saccharomycetales; Saccharomycetaceae
Source: the annotation of a GenBank genome assembly
AUGGCUCUCUAUUCAUUCUGGAUUUUCGAUAGACAUUGCAAUUGCAUUUUUGAUCGAGAAUGGACGCUAAAAACUAAUCCUUCAAGUGGUACAACGAAUUCCAAGCUCAAUGAAGAUACCGCAAAGCUUUUAUAUGGUAUGGUAUUCUCGCUGCGAUCAAUUUCGCAAAAAUUGGGCAGUAAAGACAGUUUUAAUGAAAUCAAGACAAUUGCCACGGCCAAGUAUAGAGCUCACAUCUUAUGCACAGCUUCAGGAUUGUGGUUCAUACUUCUCAGUGACCUGAAACAGGAAGAUCUUUCGCAAGUACUGCGAUACCUAUACAGUGAGAUCUACGUGAAAACGGUGGUUUACAAUUGGCUGUCACCUGUAGACUUCGCAGAAUCUGCAAAUGAAAAAAGAGGUCAAGGUUUCCGAAAAAUUCGCAAUCGCCAGUUCCUGCUAGCUGUAGAACAAUUUUUGGGGCCAAUGGUCAAUUAG